Labeo rohita (rohu) is the source of this 4054-nucleotide messenger RNA. Its product is annotated as von Willebrand factor A domain-containing protein 5A-like. Lineage: Eukaryota; Metazoa; Chordata; Actinopteri; Cypriniformes; Cyprinidae. The coding region runs from base 252 to 2729 and encodes 825 amino acids. The transcript is spliced from 20 exons. The record is from RefSeq and is a predicted model, not a curated record.
AAGGCAGUUAAUAUCCUUAAGGCAUAACAGCUCUGUCUUCUUUAUGUCCUCUGACUCAGCUGUGAUUCUGCGACUUCGAAAAAUCAUUUCAUCUUUGUCCGCAUUAGAAACGUGCAGAAACAGCUUUGCUCAUUUAUUCGUCGAUCCGUGAAGAUUUAAGGUAGUAGUUUCUCUCGUAGUACUGUAGUUUCAGUGUUUUGAGUUUUAAUUUCGAUUUGAAGCAAAGGAAUUUCGUCUAACGGAGGGUCAGAAUGGAGAUCUGCGGUCUUGUGACACAGAAAAAUAAUCCAGUGCCUCUGAAGAGCAUCUCAGUGGAGGUUCGGGUUCAGGAUCAUGUAGCCACAGUCUCCUCCACUCUGCAGUAUGUGAAUGAGGAAGAGCGCCCCCUGGAGGCCUUGUUCGUCUUCCCUCUGCCUGCUGAUGCUGCUGUCUGCCACUUCAGUGCCAAGAUCGGAGAGCAGGAGAUUGUGGCAGAGGUGCAAGACAGAGAAAACGCGAGGGAUCAGUAUGAUGAUGCUGUGAGUUCGGGUCAGCAGGCGUUUCUGUUGGAAGAGAGUGAAGAGAGCCCUGAUGUGUUCAAAAUGAGUGUUGGGUGUUUGUCUGCGGGUCAGAACGCUGCCGUCACCAUCAUCUACAUCAUCGAACUCGCUGUGCAGGCCGACCACUCGCUGCGCUUCUGUCUGCCGGCUGUACUUAACCCCCGAUACACACCAGCAGGUCCUACAGCAGCUGCUUCAGGUUCAGGUGCUGGUAUAGUCUCAGAGAUUUCAUCAGGAGCUGUUCCCUACACGCUGGCUCUCAGUGUCCAUGUGAGCUCUCCAAAGCCCAUCUCCAAAAUAGAGUCCAACUGCACUCUGGAUCCUCUAGUGUUCCUCCACUCUGAUCACACUCAGGCUACGGUGAAUCUGAGUCCUGGUCACAUGUUUGAUAAGGAUGUUGAGCUGUUUGUGUACUAUCAGGAUACCCAUCAGCCCUCUGCUAUAGUGGAGGCAGGAGUGGCCACUGCCCCGACAGGCUCUCUGAUGAGUGACCCAGUGGUCAUGAUAAGUUUGUACCCAGAGUUCCCAGAGGAAGAGAUUAAAUCACUGGCAACACGUGGUGAGUUUGUUUUUGUGAUUGACAGAUCAGGCAGUAUGGGAGAAAUGAUGCAUCAUGGGAAAGGAGCACAAAUGCGCAUAAAAAGCGCAAAGGACACUCUGCUGUUACUAUUGAAGAGUCUGCCCAUGGGAUGCUACUUCAAUAUCUAUGGAUUUGGCUCUCGUUUUGAGUCCUUCUUCCCUCAGAGUGUUGAGUACAAUCAAAAAACAAUGGAUCAGGCUCUGAAGAGAGUGAAGGAAAUGCAAGCAGACAUGGGCGGCACUGAGAUUUUGGAGCCUCUAAAACACAUCUACAGUCAGCCCUGUUACUCCGAUCACCCCAGACAGCUGUUCAUCUUCACUGAUGGAGAGGUGUUUAACACUAAAGCGGUGCUGGACCUGGUGAAAAGUCACACUCACUCUCACAGGUGUUUCUCAUUCGGGAUUGGUGAGGGUGCAAGUGCCGCCCUCAUCACAGGAAUGGCCAGGGAGGGAUCUGGUCACGCUCAGUUCAUCACAGACACCGACCGCAUGCAGCCCAAAGUGAUGCAGUCGCUCAGGUUUGCGCUGCAGCCCGCUGUGGUUAAUAUCUCUGUGGAUUGGACCCUUCCAGAUGGCGUUACUGUUGACACACUGUCUCCACCAAUCAAUGUGCUCUUCCAGGGACAAAGGACACUCAUUUAUGCCCAACUUAAAGGAGAAAGUUCAGGAGGCUCUGAGGGAACAGUGACAGUGAAAUACAGACUUAAAAAUCAACCAGUAACAAACCAGCUCCACUUCUGCCUCAAACCAACUGAGGAAACAGAGUUGUCCAUUCACCGGCUGGCGGCUCGAACCCUGAUCCGUUCUCUGGAGCAGAAGGAGAGGUCAGGUGGUGCAGAUGUUGAGGGCAUCAGGAGCAGGAUGGUGGAGCUCAGUGUUCAGGCAGGAGUGAGCAGUGUUCAUACAGCCUUCAUUGCUGUUAAUAAAGACAGCAGACAGACUGUGAAAGGACCCCUGCUGCAGAGAAGAGUGACGACACAUGAUUUGUCUCCAGUAAUUGCCAUAAUGCAAGCAAAUUGUGGGCAAUUAAGAACCUGCGGGUCACACUUAUCUGCACUUUAUGCAGAUGAGCAAUCGUUUCGAUGCUCAAAGAUGAUGUUUCCAAGAGCGUUCACAUUCUUAAAAAUGUCUAACUGGGAACCAAAAGUGACUGCACCCAAACAGAAGAUCGGAUUCAUGACAAGGAUCCAGAAUUUCUUCCACCGUAGUUCUGCGACUGCAACUGCCCCGUCUGAUCAGACAGACUCUAAAAGCAAGAAUGAUGCUGUUCCUGAUCCCCAGAAGGACUGGACGUUACUCCAGCUGGUUUUUCUCCAAAAGGCAUCAGGAUGCUGGGAUCUGAGCGCCACACUGGCUGAUGUGUUUGGGAAGACGGAGGAUGAGCUGACCAAUCAGAAACCAGCACAGGUGGAUGGGUCAGUAUGGGCCACUCUCCUGGCUCUGAUCUGGUUAUACGGCUGUAAAAUAGAGCAGCAGGUGGAGUGGCAGUUUGUGGCCAUAAAGGCAGCGUCAUGGAUCGGCUCUCAGAAAGUGGGUGAUCUGUCUCAGUGUGUGCAUGUGGGGAAUGUCCUGCUCGGAUGUCAGGUGACCAAAGAGACUCUGGGAAUCUGAAGACGUCAAUGUUUCUACAUCCUGUGCCAUAUAAAUGCCAUAUAAGUGCUACACACACCAUAUAGAUAAAAAUGGUAAAAAUGUGGCUUGAGCUGCUGAUCUACUAACAGUUGUUUUAUGUUGUAGUAUAGUAUUUGUUCACUUUAUAAAUCAUCAGUAUGAAUGUUUAUAGCUUUCAGUUUUUUUUUAAAUUCAGUUACACAUGACAAAAAAAUAUGAAAUUGACCAAAAGUGCCAUUCAGAGGGAGUAAAUUAGAUUGAAGUAAAUUAGAUUGAAGACCUUUGCAAAUGAUUAUAAUACACAGUAAUUACACUACCAGUCAAAAGUUAUUUAAUGUUUUUUAAAGAAAUUUCUUUUGCUCAUCAAGCUUGCAUUUAUUUGAUUCAAAGUGCAGCAAAAGCACAACAAUUUUGAAAUAUUUUUACUAUUUGAAAGAACUGUAGCUUUUAAAAUGUAAUUUAUUCCUGUUUAUUUCACAGCUGAAUUUUUUUGAAUCAUUACUCCAGUCACAUGAUCCUUCAGAAAUCAUUAUAAUAUUCUGAUUUGCUGCUCAAAAACAUUUGUUAUUAUUAUUAUUAUUAUGUUGAAAACAGCUGAGUAGAAUUUUUCAGGUUUCUUUGAUGAAUGGAAAGUUCAGAAGAACAGCAUUUAUCUGAAAUAGAAAUCUUUUGUAACAUUGUAACUUUAUCAUCACUUCUGAUCAAUUUAAAGCAUCCUUGCUAAAUAAAAAUGUCUAUAAUUUCUAAAAAAAAAAAUCUAUUCAUCAAUUAAUCCUGAAAAAAUGUACUCAUCUGUUUUAAAUAUUGAUAAUAAUAAUAAUAAAAAUACUAAAUAUUUCUUGAACAGCAAAUCAGCAUAUUAGAAUGAUUUCUGAAGGAUCAUGUGACACUGAAGACUGGAGUAAUGAUGCUGAAAAUUCUGCUUUGAUUACAGGAAGAAAUUACAUUUUAAAAUAUAUUCAAAUAGAAAGUGGUUAUUUUAAAUAUUAAAACUAUUUCAUAAUAUUACUGCUUUGCUGUAUUUUGGAUUAAAUAAAUGCAAGCUUGGUGAGCAGAAAAGAUCUCUUUAAAAAAAAAAACAUUAAAAUCUUCACCAAAUGCAACAACAAAGCAGUAAUAAGUCACUGAAAAUACACUAUAUUUUUUUGCAAUGAUUACACUUUUUUACACUUUUAAAUGUUAAAUAAGCAUCCAGUUUUUAUUAUUAUUUAUUUUUUCCCCCUGAUUUUAUACCUUUCUAUUUGUGGUACUAACACUUACCAGUUUUUUUUUGUUACACUAAAACAAAUUUUAGUAUUUAUUUAUUUUUUAAUAAAUAUAAAUGU